Molecule: messenger RNA, 600 nt
Organism: Suncus etruscus (white-toothed pygmy shrew)
Lineage: Eukaryota; Metazoa; Chordata; Mammalia; Eulipotyphla; Soricidae
Gene: GSTP1
Product: glutathione S-transferase pi 1
Biological process (GO): glutathione metabolic process
Cellular component (GO): cytosol
Molecular function (GO): glutathione transferase activity
Source: RefSeq, a predicted model, not a curated record
AUGCCACCCUACACCAUCAUCUACUUCCCUGUCAGAGGGUGUCAGCCCAUGCUGCUGGCUGACCAAGGCCAGAGCUGGAAGGAGGAGAUAGCUGGCAGGGAGUACUGGCUGCAGGACCUGCUCAAGGCCUUCUACCUGUAUCGGCAGCUCCUCAAAUUGCAGGACAGAGACCACCUCACACUGUACCAGUCCAAUGCCCUCAGGUGCCACCUAGGCCACUCCCUGGGGCUGUACUGGAAGAACCCUCGCGAGGCCACCCUGAUGGACAUGGCAAAGGAUGGCAUAGAGGACCUUCACUGCAACUAUGCCAACCUCAUCUACACCUACUGCAAGGCGGGCAAGGUCGACUGUAUGAAGAAACUAUCCAGGCACCUGAAGCUAUCUGAGACUCUGCUGGCCAGAACAGGGGGGCCAGGCCUUCUGGUGGGCGACCAGAUCUCCUUUGCUGAAUACAACCUGCUGAACCUGAUGCUGAUCCACCAGACUCUGGAGCCCGGCUGCCUGGAUGAGCUGCCCCUGCUCAUCCUACAUGCCUACAAAACCCUACUCAACACCAGCCCAAGAUCAAACCCUUCUAGGCCUGAGCACCACCAAGGGUGA